GGUCCUGAACGUGUGAUUUUCGAUUUCCCAUCCUUUUUUCCAAAUUUAGAUUGUUUUACUGCUACAGCGGUGGAGUGUUCGCAUAGGAAAAGUGUUGUCGUUGAACACACAACAUCUUCCUUCAUCUUGACACAUUAAAUUCUAGACCGAAAGCCCUGUAAAAUAAUGGUGGAGGAAGUACAGAAGCAUUCAGUCCAUACCCUGGUGUUCAGGUCUUUGAAGAGGACACAUGAUAUGUUCAUUUCUGACCAGGCUAACAUCCCAACUCCUGAUGAAAAAAGUGCUGAAAUUCGACGUCGAUGCAAGGUUAAAGACGAGUAUGGUCUGGUUGAACAUUUACCAAAUCCUAAGCAGCAAAAACCUCGCGGUUCUGAUGAGCAAGCUAUAGGUCCUUAUGGAGAACACAAUGCCUGGGAGAAUGGUGAUCCCACUGUGUUGGGCACCCACCCAUUCCCAUCAGCACCUGGUGUAACUCUGGCUGAUGGUACUAUGGAGCAGGCUGAUCCAAGUAUGAAUGGCAUGCAACAAAUUGGUGGAGAAUAUCGCACUCAACAAAGAUUGGAAGCCGCCGGCGUUCAAGAUAUUCAACAGCACGCUGGAGCUGUAGAACGAUACGCCCCACCCCCUCCUGCCCAAUCAAAAGCAUUGGUGCAGGUAGAUAAGAUGAAAAACCAAUCCCUUGUACCGAAAAAAGCUCCAACAAUGCCAAAACCAAGCUGGCAUCCACCAUGGAAAUUAUACAGGGUUGUUAGUGGUCAUCUUGGUUGGGUGCGGUGUAUAGCUGUUGAGCCAGGGAAUCAAUGGUUUGCUACUGGAUCUGCAGACAGAGUUAUCAAGAUUUGGGAUCUUGCUAGCGGCACCCUGAAGUUGUCCCUGACUGGUCACAUUAGUACUGUAAGAGGCUUGGCCGUCAGUCCCCGUCAUCCGUACCUGUUUUCUUGUGGAGAAGAUAAGCAAGUCAAAUGUUGGGAUCUUGAAUACAAUAAGACUAUCCGACACUACCAUGGUCACUUGAGUGCUAUAUAUGGCAUGGACCUUCAUCCUACUAUAGACGUUCUCACCACGUGCUCGAGAGAUGCCACUGCUCGAGUUUGGGACAUGAGGACCAAGGCCUGUAUAUUCACUCUGACAGGUCACACAAACACGGUGGCAGAAGUAAGAUGUCAGGCAGCAGAACCACAGAUUGUUACUGGAAGUCACGACUGCACGAUACGAUUAUGGGAUCUGGCGGCCGGGAAGUCCAAAGUGACAUUAACCAAUCAUAAGAAGAGUGUUCGAGCUCUUACACUUCAUCCAACACAAUACACAUUCGGUUCUGGUUCACCAGACAAUUUAAAACAAUGGAAGUUCCCCGAUGGCAACUUCAUCCAGAACAUGUCCGGGCACAAUGCGAUCAUCAACAGCAUGGCGGUCAAUGCAGAUAAUGUCCUCGUUUCAGCAGGUGACAAUGGUUCCAUGCAUUUCUGGGACUGGAAAUCUGGCUACAACUUCCAGCGCCUCCAGACGACAGUACAACCUGGUUCAAUAGAUUCGGAGAGUGGUAUUUUCACUGUUUGCUUCGACCACAGUGGAAGUCGACUGCUGACAGCUGAGGCAGACAAAACAAUCAAGAUUUAUAAAGAGGAUGAUACUGCAACAGAGGAGAGCCAUCCGAUCAACUGGAAACCAGAGAUUCUACGGAAGAAACGUUACUGAGCUCACUAAGGAACAUAGACAUUGUUAAUCAGAUAGAGAUGAGGCUUAUUGCUGCCUGUACAUUAUUGUGACUCUUGAUAUGGACAUGGUUAAGAUAGUGGAUGAAAGAACUUGGCCCCAGCUCACUAUCCAAAAGAGCAUUUAAAAUUUUAAAGAUUUGAGUCACUAACUCCAUCUUCACUGGAUUUGUCAGUGUGGGAUCUUCAAGUCAACCCUGGUUGUGAAAGGGACUUCACAGUAUACAGCUGGGUGAAACUGAUACUGAGAUGAUGCAGGUGGGUGCAUGGUUCUGCAUUAAAAAUGUGUAUCAUUGUAUUGCACUAUUUUGGAUCCAAAAUUGUAAAUAAAUGUCAAUCAUGAUGUAUACGUCUCUAUU
Molecule: messenger RNA, 2071 nt
Organism: Lineus longissimus
Lineage: Eukaryota; Metazoa; Nemertea; Pilidiophora; Heteronemertea; Lineidae
Product: pleiotropic regulator 1-like
Exons: 11
Coding region: 166-1695 (509 amino acids)
Biological process (GO): mRNA splicing, via spliceosome
Cellular component (GO): catalytic step 2 spliceosome; precatalytic spliceosome; Prp19 complex
Molecular function (GO): protein binding
Source: RefSeq, a predicted model, not a curated record